AUGGCCAAUCAUCGACUUGUUGUGAUCAAACCACGGAAUGGUUUGUAUGGUUUUACUUUUGAUCAAGAUACUGCUCUGCGUAUUACCCAAGUCACAUCGGUUUUGCCAUCUGGUGCGGCAGCCCAGGCUGGCCUCGAACCCGGUCAUAUCAUUCAGUCCAUCGGAGACACCUCGCUGGACGGUUUGACUGUGCACCAAGUUCAAUCUUUGAUCGACGACGCAACAUCCAGGUUGGGAGAAGUAGUCCUCCAAGUGUCCAGUCGGGAAGAAUUGAGUUGCUUACCUCGGGCUGUGACCAGUGAUACCACGACCGCAGUUGAGGAUUCCCAACCGUAUUUCGAUUCCCAUCCAAGGAGUUCCGAUCAUGAUAACUUCGUCCCGGUGGCCAACGUUACCCCGGUCCCAUCUGACGUGGCUGGUGCUGAGGUCAAUUUACGAUUAGUUCGGAAAGAAGCAUACCGGCCAGGCUCCGUUGUGGAUGGAAAGUCAUCCUAUUGCUCAGGUCGACCAUUUUCAUCGGAAUCCGGACGAGCAGAUCAGUAUCAGCAACCCGUAGAUUUGCUGCCCGCCAGCACUCCGGUACCGCAGAUUAACUUCAAACCCCGACACACAAAUGUCCGUACCACAGCAGUACGUAUAACCGGUUCUCAAGCCUUGUCCGGGUCAACUCAACCCCAGCUGGGUGCUGUCGCUAGUUUAGCCAUUGAUGGCGGUCUGAGUCCAGAUCAGCUGUUACACAUAGGCUGUACUAGUUUGGACCAAGCUAGUCGUUCUCCACCAAAAGUUGUUCCAUCCAUGCACUCAGAGGAUCAUGAGUCUACAGUUUGUCCGACUAGAGAAACCAUGUCCUACCCUGCCCAUCCGCGUCAUGUACGUCCAGCGUUUGCCACGCAUCAGCCCAUCCUCCUGAGUCGACCCGGUCAAAGCGGAUUUGGUUGCGGUUCCACGGUUCGCGGCCCGUCUCGUGCUCAUAUUCGCAUUCCAGUUUGGUCCAGUUCUCGGGGCUACUAUUAUCAUCCACAUCCACUUCAUCCACCGUUCCAGUUGAGCACAUCCACGACCACUACUGCGGGCGCUCGUCGAGGCUCUUUCCCACUGCAAAUGACUCGGGUUGGCGGCCUGAUAUUGGAAACACCAGAUGGAUCCCAGCUGCCCGCAAACACACAAGCCUCACCAGGGUUAGGAUCCUCGGGUGUCACCUAUCAGUCUUUGUCCGCCUGCACAUCACCAACCAGCGUGAAACAUCCUAGCGACUCAUCAUCAUCAUCACGUGGAGCCACUUUUUUCUCUUCGUCCAGCGUACCGAGUCCGGCGAACACCCCACCCCUACCUCCGAACUCGGCCAUCUCAGUGACGGCCCCGAUCAGCUGUGUGGAUAUUGUUCGUCUCGGACCGGGUGACACGGUCACGCACGCGUUGUCCGGGGAUGCACACUAUACAGCACAUAGUUUGAUCCGUAUGCACUAUUGCCCACAACCAUAUGUGAGUUUAGGGCCAGUAGAUGACGGUCAAGUUACUGUGCCCAUUUGUUGUACACCACCAUGGUCUUUCUCGGAAAGUAGUGCAGCAACAUGUGAUAACGCCGUUUCGGUGACCGCUGGUCAAACGACUAUGGCCCCCAGUACUCAUCAGGUCUUCUCAUGGUCCUCGUUCACCCCUACCCGGACACAACCGUGUGACAAAUCGCUUGGUGGCCAAUUCACUGUGAUUCCGGAUUCACGAGUAGCUUCUACCGAAUGUUCUCAUCCACCAUCGUUGUUCCCCCAAAGUGUUUUGUCACAAACAACUCAACUGCCUGGUCGACCGUCUGGGUUCAUGUCCCCAACCGGCCCGCAAGUGGCACGUACAGUGCGGCACUUACGACGAAUACGGCACAUAUUUGGGGAUUCGUUAGGUUAUGUGAGCUCGGCCAAUUCGGCUUCAAUGGGGGCACUGGCAGCUACCGAGAAGAAUUGUGCCACCACAAACAGUUUGGUCGAGUUACGACCUCAUGGCAGUCGUUCCGUUGAAUCUGUCCGUCCUGCCAGUUUGGUGUGCAAAUGUCCAGAACCGGAUUGUAUGAUUGAGGCUGAACUGACUGGAGAUCGAUGUUCGGAGGCUCUACUUUUACUUUCGACUGACGCAUCCAUUCCGGCUGCACAGAAUCAGCCACAACAGGUGAUGGUUCGGUUUGAACAACUCCCUACUCAGUAUCAGAACUGCAAUUGCCCUACUGUGUGGGAACGCUAUUGUGCUUCGUUUGUGGAUGACACACUUCGACUGACGCGUCUGGUGUCGCACGGACAAUCGAAUGAGUGCGACUCUCCACCUGCUCAUUUACAUCUAAGUCUGACCGAAAGCAACCUGACAUGGCAUUCACCGUCCGAUUUAUCCGACCUCGACCUGCCCAGUGGCACACGAUGGGCUACGGGAGACUCGGUUAUCGGAUUUCUUCGAGUCCCAUCCAGUCGGAUCCGGUGUCAGCUUUACUUCCUGCAUCGACAACUCGCGUCCGAUCUGUUGGGCCACUGGGGUCCAUCAACUGGGACCUCAACUGUGGUUACCACAGCUUCAAUGAUGAGUUCAGUCAACGAUCUAACAGGUUUGGAGUACACUCAGACAUCAUCCGUGCAUUCAGCGGCAGUCACACGUCCUGUCAUGCGUGGCAAACACGCCACCGGACGAUCGUCCAGUCUCGGCCUCGCCGGCCCUCCAGGUGGUGUGCCUCUCCUCAGAGCUGUCGGUACUGCGGCCGCUUCGGUUGGUAUGCCUUUAGUCGGGCGAUCAAGUCUGACCUCAUGGCUUCACCAAAGCGAACAAAAACAAACUGGAGAACCGCACAUCGACUCGGUUAAUGGGGAUGUCACUAAAGAUACAUACAGUUCAGUUCCCGUCCCAUUCAGUACGGGCAAAAGUACAAAGAAGGUGACCGCAGCACAGGCGCGUUCAAGCCGUGGUCGUUUUCAUCAAGCCUUCACACGGAUGCGUCGUGCUGCAACCGCAUCCAGCGCACCCACUGCUCGCUCUCCAUCACGAAGCGCUGGCGCCCGUCGAUUUGCCUCUUCUCAUGGUGCAUUGAUGAGCUCAAAAUCCAAUGUGAGUACCACUUCGUGUACCGGCUCGCCUCCGUCCGUUGUGGAUCCGCACAGUGAGUCGGGUCCGAGUCAACUUGAGGCGGCCGUUGGACUGUCCAUUGCGACCGCCAUACCAUGUGAUGCGGUUGGUUAUUUGCAAACAGUUCACAGUCCAGUUGCUCAGAGCUCACCCGCCUUGCUACUGGCAACCUCUGUUUCACCCUCGCCGGCUCUCCAGAGUCCUUAUCUCACGUAUUUGCCGUUUGAAAGCACGGGGUCGGCAGAGGAACGGCUCUGUGCGGACACCAACAAUUUGGAUGUGCCCCUGAGCGAUUUUCAUAGCUCAGACUCUUGUGAACCUCUGGGUCCCGCCGGAUCUGAGGAGAGUAGCAAACAAUCCUACGCGAAGCUGACCAGUUCAUCGGAAUUAGUCACAGCUACAUUGACCACCUCGGUGUCCUCGGUCGGUCCGGCGAUGGUCUUGACCUCGGUCUCCAGUGCGGAAUUUCCUGCCGUCGCCACCACUACCUGUGCGUCUGUUCCACUCACGCCGCAUCCGUUUAUCCCAUUACCUGUGCCGCAUACCGGUCCGUUGGCUUUGCAUAAGUGCCCACGAAGCACUCUAUCUCCGUUUGUUCCUUUUAUUGUGGAAUUCUGUGUGACUUUAGUCGAACGUUAUGGUCUCAAUUGUGUCGGUCUUUAUCGCCUGUCCGGGAGCAAAGUUGCGCACGACUUCAUAUCGACCGAACUACGCAAGAAUUUGAACGAAAUUGAUGUGACUUCGGAUAAAUGGAAUGAUAUACACGCUAUCUGCGGUGUCCUCAAAACAUUCCUACGCAAUCUUCCGGAUUCCCUGUUCCCAAAAGUGAUGUACACGGAUUUCCUUAGUGCAUGCCGCCAACAACAACGAGAGAAACGGUUGCUAUCCAUUCAGCGUUUGUUGAGCAUCAUGGAAUGCUAUCCGGAUCAUCCGGAAUAUCGGGCGCAUCGGGCUACGUUGCGCUAUCUAGCCACUCAUUUAGCCAGGGUCAGUGCUCGGGAAGCGGUGAACAAAAUGACCGCCUACAAUCUAGCUCUCGUGUUCGCGCCCAAUCUGGUCCAACCGUGCGAGGAUAGUCCGGAGUUGUUGAUGAGCGACUCCAAGUAUAAGAUCAUGUUGGUGGAAACUGUGAUCAAAUAUCAUGCAUGGAUCUUCUCACCCGAUCUCGGCAUCGAAAGCGGUUGCAGUGUACCUACUGAUUCCACAGAGAAAUUGCCAUCCACCGGUGGCACAGGAACUUCGUCGGAAACUACGGAUUUGCAUGUACGAUCUGGAACGACAGACCCCAGCGCCUUGACCUCUACCACUACAGAUUCUGAAGACCCGACCAAUCAGCCCGGUAGAUUGGAAGGUGAUGUACAGCCUCUGGUCUCAGAAUUAUUAAAUGCAGCCGCCGAUCUUCCUCCACCACCUUCGGAUACGGAUCUGGAAACAGCCGAAGAACCUGGACCAUCAUCCGAUCGACCAUCCGAUGUGGCACUAGAUUCUCGGAGUCAACCGCAGUCGCGGCCACGAUUCACAUCUAUCCCAACACCGUCGUGGUCUGCGGCCGCGCUGCGGGCCUUGGCGGAUGGAUCUAAAUUCCGCCCGGAAUUACUUUUAACCCAGGAAACGGAAUCAGACGACCUGGAACGUGUUUCAGCAAUGGGGUCGCAUGUGGCCUCUACAUUAUCCGUGGCCACUGGGGCCAAUGUAGCCGUGAGCGCAGUUACUGCGGCCUCCACUGCCCGUUUCAUUACGCGUCCGCGUCCAUUCGCCUCUCAACUGGGUACCAAACUGGACAGCUUACGUCACCUUAGUCAGGGUUGUCUGGAUCAGUAUACCAGUGAGGCUCGACAACUGGGUGUUCGGGUCGCCGAGAGUCGACGACAACUGGAAACAACUGUGGCCCAACGAAUGUAUGCAGAGCAGCUUUUGAUGGAAGCGCGCGGACAACAGCAACAGCAGCAACAACAGUCUGAUCCAACCGAUCUGUCAGGCACCCCCCAUUGUGAAGGUAUUACAUCCACAUUACCAUCCUCCAGUCAAAUUGUCUCAUCUGUCGGGACUGUCCCUACACGUGUUUCCCCCGAUCAACAGACCACUCCGAAAGAGGCUUGUUUGAGCUCCAAAACACCCAAAAAAUCAGGUUGUCAAAGCCGGACACGUUCCCUGCAUCGUCGUUGUCUCAUAGUUCGACCUUUGAGUCUCCUUUGUUUGCUCGAUAUUGCCGCAAAUGCGUCCGUGAAGUAUGAAACAGUCUUGAUCUCUCGUCGGAACCAUGAUGGUCCCACUCCGUAUUUUCUACUCUCCGAUACAAGGCUGGAUGAUAUAGGGUCAAGCUUACGCUGCCUGAUUUCGGACUACAAAGCAGCCAACAAAGAACUGGAAGAAAUUCAUGAUUUGAUGUUUCUUAAACCAGACGAAUACCAUUCUGUUUGA
This is a messenger RNA of Fasciola hepatica (liver fluke), 5514 nucleotides long. The record is from the annotation of a GenBank genome assembly. NCBI's taxonomy places the organism in Eukaryota, Metazoa, Platyhelminthes, Trematoda, Plagiorchiida, Fasciolidae.